Fomitiporia mediterranea MF3/22 is the source of this 990-nucleotide messenger RNA. RefSeq names its product Metalloprotease. Gene Ontology annotation, molecular function: metallopeptidase activity. NCBI's taxonomy places the organism in Eukaryota, Fungi, Basidiomycota, Agaricomycetes, Hymenochaetales, Hymenochaetaceae. Bases 1 to 990 code for a protein of 329 amino acids. The transcript has 7 exons. The record is from RefSeq and is a predicted model, not a curated record.
AUGGAUUGUGCCGAGAAAUACGGGCCCUUUUCUCCUCGCAGCCUUCCAUGCCAUGACACAUAUAUGGUCGUUCCCACCGGCUCCGUGGAACUCGGUGUAGCAUUAUAUAUCAUGGUUGCUAAAGCUGUUAUCUGCUUUGCUCUCUUCGCCAGUACAAUUUCAACCACGUUUGCAGCUAAUGAUACUGCUCCCCGUCGCUGUGGCACUACAAUCUCAAGAAACGAAUCGAAUACUAUCGAGGCCAGCUUCCAGGCGUCGCUCACGGAGCAGAGUCAGAUCACAGCAACGGAUUCAGAAGGAAAGACGAUUAACGUGUAUUGGCAUGUUAUAUCCGAAGGCGACGAUAUUGGCAGUGGAAAUAUCCCUGACUCGCAGAUAAAUGAUCAAAUCGAUGCCCUUAAUCAAGGCUUCUCUGGAGCGAAUAUAACAUUUGUCCUUGCUAAUACAACUCGCACAAUAAACUCUGAUUGGUUCAGAAACGCGGGCUUAUUUGACAAUGGGACAGUAACACCGCAAGAUCACGAAAUGAAGCAGGCGCUUCGCCAGGGGGGAGCUGGUGAUCUUAACGUGUACAGUGUCAACUUUACGAACACAGAGGAUCUGCUUGGAUAUGCACCAUUUCCUGCUUGGUAUUCCAGUGAUCCUGUUGGUGAUGGUGUUGUGAUACUCUUUUCCUGUCUUCCUGGAGGUUCUGCACCUGGAUUCAGUGAGGGAAAAAGCCUUGUACACGAAGUCGGCCAUUGGACAGGACUAUAUCACACUUUCGAGAAUGGAUGUGACGAACCUGGGGACAGAGUAUCCGACACGCCCCCAGAAGCCAGCUUUGCUUCAGGAUGUCCAACCGGACGUAACACCUGCCAUGAAUCUCCAGAUCUCCCGGAUCCUAUCCACAAUUACAUGGAUUAUACGUUGGAUGAAUGCUUGACCGAGUUUACUGAAGGCCAAUAUAAGCGACUCCUGGAACAAAUUAGUGUUUACCGUGGCAUUUGA